Messenger RNA from Prorocentrum cordatum, 1118 nucleotides. The record is from the annotation of a GenBank genome assembly. Lineage: Eukaryota; Dinophyceae; Prorocentrales; Prorocentraceae.
GCUCAGCGCCGCGCGCGCCGUGCGUGGGCGGCGGGGCGGCCCCGGGCCUCGUCGCCGGAGCCAUGGCCAGGCUGCCCUCGGGCACCUGUGCAGACGGCUGCAUCACCGGGUGCCUGAGGCUCCGCAAGCGCGCGCGUCGUCCCUGCUGCGGCUCCCUUGAGUCCGAGCUCCUGGGCAAGGGCUGGACUCCCGUCGAACUGCUUCCGAUCCUGGAGACUGGCGCCAUGCUCACCAUUCCAUCCAUUUCAGGCCGGCCGGCCAUUUGCACCGCGACUGUGUACAGGAUCGACGAGGGCACGUCCGGCCCGCCGUCGGAGUACCUGCGCCGGCGCGUGGCCGAGGUCGUCAGAGCCAACCCCUGGCUUGCGGGGCGGCUGGCGACGAACGUGGGCGCCCGAGGCUGCGAGCCUCAGGCGGCCCUGUGGGUGCCGCCGCCCCACUCUGCUGGCGACUGCUUCUUCGAGCAGCGCGACGCCUUCGGCCUCGACGCCGCGAUGCCGUGCAGCGAGAUGGCCGCACAGAUCGUGCGGUCGGCGGCUGCGCUGAAGUCGGGCCUGGAGAGCAUCGACCGCGACCAGCCGCUCUUCCGCGUGACGCUCGCGGCGCUGGGCGCGACGCACUUCGUGGUGGUGGUGGCCAUGUGCCACGCCAUCGGGGACGGGCACACGUUCUACAGCAUCUACGGCAUGCUCGGCGAGUCCUCCCAGGUGCUCCCGAUGACAGUGCGCAGGGAGCCCGGCUUCGUGAGCGCCGCGGCGGCGGCGGUGGGCGAGCAGCACUUCUCGUGGCUCGCGCGCCUCCCCGCGGUCGUCGGGGCCCUGUGCAUGCUGUGCAGGUGGGGCCCGGAGGCGCCCGCCAUGCGCUCCGUGUGCCCCGAGUGGGUCCGCCAGCGCAAGGCUCGGCACGCUCAGAGUGGGGACGGGAAGGUAGGCGCGGUGCCAGGCGGCAGACGUUGUCCAGAAUCCGACAGCGGCCGCCGUGGGGCGCGCGAGAUUAGCUGUCUCCAGCGGACGGCACCCGCGGUGACAUCGACGGCGAGCCCUGCCCAAAACGGGCCAGAGCUGCUGACGGCCUUGGAUGGCCAAGUCUAGUUCCCUGGUUCUAGGGGACGAGUAUCU